Octopus sinensis (East Asian common octopus) is the source of this 2508-nucleotide messenger RNA. RefSeq names its product dystroglycan-like. Gene Ontology annotation, molecular function: laminin binding; calcium ion binding. Gene Ontology annotation, biological process: nerve development; morphogenesis of an epithelium; axon guidance. Gene Ontology annotation, cellular component: sarcolemma; dystroglycan complex; dystrophin-associated glycoprotein complex. The record is from RefSeq and is a predicted model, not a curated record. Lineage: Eukaryota; Metazoa; Mollusca; Cephalopoda; Octopoda; Octopodidae.
UGGAAAAAACUCAUUUCUCUGAAAGAAAAAAAUUAUCUUUUUGGAUAAUUUUGCCUUUUACACUCACGUGCCCCACUUACAUGCUGCUGCUCCCAGCCACUUCCUCAGCCACCCACAUGGCCCCACACAGACGCCACUUCCUCUCGCCCCUCUGCCCCUGGAUGACACUCAUCCUGUGCAUUGCACUGCUGAUGCAGCCAACCUUUGCACUGGAGGCACAGCACCAACAGCAGCAACCCGCUGAUGGCAUAUUCAACAUGGAGAGGGACGUCGGGGCCCCACCACCGGCACCCGUGGCAGCCAGCAUGCAGCUGAAACUCAACGACAUCCAAAGUUACUUGAAGUCCCUCGACAAAAGCAAAAAGGGAGAGGCAAAUCACGCAGCCACCACUACCGCCGCCACUGCAUCUACCACCGCCGUUCAUUGUGACCCCGUGUCAUUAAUGUGGGGUAUUGGAGAUACGACAGCCUACGUAGGACGCUUGUUUGCCUAUCCCUUACGAAAUGAUGUGUUCAAAGGAGACAUAAAGUCAUUCAAGGUAAUGGAGGCUGGCAAGACGACCCUACCCAAGUGGUUGUAUUUCGACGUUGAGACUCGUACCUUCUCUGGAGUCCCGAAACCAGCAGACAUCGCCCAGUAUUACAUUGAGGUUGUGGCGCAGGCUGAGGACCAAGGAGCUGUUAGUCAGUUCGCCAAAGACGUCUUCUCGAUUCAUGUGACCAAAGAAAGCUCGAAACCCGCCACAGCGGCGGCAGAAGCAGCAGCAAUCAGUGGUUCAUCAUCAAAGAAGAACAGCAAGGGUUCAAAUUCUCCACCAGUCAUCCGAUGCAUGCCCCAGGAGCCAGAGACAGCAUUUACGCUAAUUGUUGAUGCAGACCUUGAUCAACUUCCUCCCCACGGCAUUGUGGAACUGUUAAAGAAACUGGAGCACAAUCUAGAGCUUGUGUCUGAGAUGUUUAAGGUCGGUCCUGCCACCACUGGCAACAGGCCCAUCCCUCCUGUCCAUGCAGUCACCCCAGACACAUCGUCCUCAUCCACCCUUGUAUCAGGGCCCGGUGACACAAAAAUCGCAAAACACCCCGGGGUGCUUGUCACGUGGCUGGUUGGUUGUGGCCGAGUGGAGCUGCAGCACAUGAACGUUCUACAGAGGGUGGAAUCAAUUUCAGCAAAUGGCACCUUGUCCGAGCUCCUCGGUCAUGGAGUUGUAGGGUGGCAUGUGACAAACAGACAAGUAACCCUGCCUGAGAAGAGAGUAAGGCGUGCAGCCAUCAUGGCCACCCCGGCUGUCACUGACAUUGCACCGACGCGCACCCACCUGCAUUCGCACAAGACCCACCACCGACAUACAGAUGGAAUGGCCAUCAGCAUGCCCGAAUAUUGCAGUCGCGCAAGAAAGCUAAAACCACGAAUAGCACACAGGAUUCCUGUACAGGAAUUCGAGGUCGGGAAGCGAGCCUACUUCUCUGUGCCAUCUGACACGUUCAUUGACUGCAAGGUGCCCAGCGACCGCUUGAUGCUGGCAUUUUUCCUUAAGCAACUCCCUCCCAACAUUUGGCUGCAGAGAGACCCGGCCAAUAACAAGAGCAUAAUUGGGCUGCCAAUGGAAAGCAAUGUGGGCAUCCUCAACGUGACAGUGGUGGCGAUAAACAGUGAUGGAAUGUUCAACAACAUGGACUUCCUCGUGAAGGUUCUGAAGAACAAGAACCUCAAGAGCAACAAGGUAACCCACAAGAUCAAGAUGAAGUUCAGUAUGGAGUACAAGAAAUUCAUGUCAAACCUCGACUCGAGGCUCAAUCUCAUUGACAAGAUCGGCAAAUUGUACGGAGACGCAGAUGCGAGCAGCGUCACAGUGCUCGAAAUAACAGAGGGGUCUGUGGAGGUGUCAUGGACAAACAACACUCUCGUCGGCACAAAAUGCCCCGAUGAUGCUACCAAUGCCCUUUUUGAACGCCUAGUUGAUCAAAAAGCGGGUGAAACUUUCAGCAAGGAAAGCAAUGAAACCUUUCAAGCUGCAAUCGGCCCAAAUAAUCCCGAUGGGAGCUUGUGCUGGGGGCUAUAUCAACCCAAUGCCGAGCACCACAAUGGCACAAUGGCAGCAGCAACAACACCAGAACUCAAGAAACCACAGUCUGAUGAUGAGAACGUUAUUCUUAUUUCAACCAUUGUCCUUGGUGUCACCAUCGUGUCCAUAUUGCUUCUGGCCCUGCUCAUUACUUGCAUCCGUUACCGAAAGAGUCGGAGAGGAAAGAUGUCGCUCUCGUCUGCCGGCGAGGGCACCCAGUUGACCCAACCAGACCGAAGAAGAGGUGGGCAUCGCAGAAACGGUGGAGUAAACGAACCCAUACUCGGCUCGCAACCGUGUGAGCCACCACCUCCUGUCACCGUGUGGCAGGGCAAGAAACAGCCGCGCCCCCACAUGCAACCCCCCUACACAUCACCUCCUCCAUAUGUGCCUCCAUAAGUUCAUUGCUGAAGUGUAAUUACAUAUAUAACUGUAUGUAUAUAUA